UUUCUGCUGUGGAUCUGGUUAGGUUGGAUCCCAAAUCACUCCCUUUUGGAGAUCUAGUGUUUUACAGCGAAUUUGUGUCAUAGCCUAUAGAGUGAGCCUAUCUAGGGAUUAGGGAAGGCAUUUGGGACAACACCACAAGCUCAGUCUAAUGCAGCUUGACUCUUUGGUGUCAAAGUCACAGAGCGCUAUUAUGGAUCCGUUUGGAAAAUGGAGAUAAUUUCCAGUGUUGUAAAUAAGGUUUUUCAGUUCACCAGGCUUUCUAGCGAAAAUAAUGUUAGAAGGUCUAAAAAAAUGGAGGAGAAGGCUUUAGAAGUGUAUGAUGUUAUUCGCACCAUUCGAGAUCCAGAGAAGCCCAACACUCUGGAGGAGCUGGACGUGGUGACUGAAAAAUGUGUGGAAGUUCAAGACUUAGGGGACGACGAGUACCUCAUCAUUAUCAGGUUCUCCCCUACAGUGCCACACUGUUCUCUGGCCACACUGAUAGGUCUUUGCUUACAAGUGAAACUACAGCGAUGUCUUCCUUUCAAGCACAAGUUGGAAAUUUACAUCACAGAGGGAACACAUUCAACCGAAGAAGACAUUAACAAACAGAUCAAUGAUAAGGAGCGGGUAGCAGCGGCAAUGGAGAACCCUAACCUGCGGGAAAUAGUGGAGCAAUGUGUUACUGAGUCUGAUGACUAAAGCGUCAUCUCACUCAAUGUCCCAUACACCAUUUUGUUUAAAAUUCAUGACCUGAUACCAGGUGAAACUUCUCUAUAGUUUUAGAUAUGUACAGAAUUAUAACAAAUGUGCUGACUGGUAGUAAUCUGCUCUGUUGACUUUCUUUCUUCUGCAAACAUCAGACAAGGCAAGACUCUGAUCAAUAACUGAGCAAUAAUCUUUGUAUUGUAGUGAUAAUCUUCAGAGAGUUAUUUAGAUAGCCAGGCUAGGCAGAAAAAUAACAAACAUUUUACAGCAGACUGAACCAUGACUUGCCCCAAUAGUGUUAAGACUGUAGUCAGGGUUGGGGAUAAAUCUAUACUUUUUGAAUUCUAAUUAAUUUACUUGUCUGUUUUACUAUCAUUCUUUUUGUUUUUGUCUUUUUUUUUAAAUUAAAUUUCAUGAAACUACAUAGUGGAAAUAUCAUAAAAUUUGAGUCUCAGCAAUAUAUAUAUAUAUAUAUAAAGUACAGGAUGGAAAAUUGAGGUAUACUUAAUGCAUUCUAUCUUGUUAUCAGAUGACUGUCAAAGUAAACAUCACAACCUGACAGUUAUCAUCCUUGAGCAUCAUCAGCCUUUAUUAUACCAUGAGCAUUGAAAUUCCCCAACCAUAAUUUUAUACAGCUUGCUAUUACUUUGUGUACAACUCUGACAGAAAUUUCCUGUUAUUCAUGUCUUGGAUCAGCUCUCAUCUUUGAUUGCGUUCUCUUCUAAUUCUGUUUUUAUUAUCAGAUCAACUUCCUUAUUGAAGGCUGUUCAGCCUGUUUUAUAUAAUGUGUAAAUACAUUUCUUAUAGUAACAAGUUUAAAGGGAUUAAAGAAUAAAAGCAUAUAACAGCU
This is a messenger RNA of Clarias gariepinus (North African catfish), 1537 nucleotides long. It is a transcript of the gene ciao2a, whose product is annotated as cytosolic iron-sulfur assembly component 2A. The transcript is spliced from 5 exons. The record is from RefSeq and is a predicted model, not a curated record. The coding region runs from base 208 to 681 and encodes 157 amino acids. Lineage: Eukaryota; Metazoa; Chordata; Actinopteri; Siluriformes; Clariidae.